GCGUCCCGCUUUGACCAGUCUGACUGACGUCGUACGCCUUGCAGGUCGACCUGACCAUCCUGUGCACCAAGCCCUGCUGCAUACUCAGUCGCAUGCGGGACCCGUCUCAACUCGCUUGCCUCUCCGGUACAUUUCCAUCACCGGCAUACCUGGACACAGUGACCCGGACUAAUGGCCAUGGACCAAUGCCUUCAGACGGCCUUGUCCGCAGACGUAUCGCCCUUCCUCGGUCACUGGCAACAACAUGAAUUUUACUGCUUACCAGUCUAGAUAGACUCCUUCCAUUUCCGUGAACUCGGGCGACGUCUCGCGGUGUCCGGUUUCAAUCUCCAUCUCGGAGCUAUGCCCAAACCUGCAGUGUACGUCUCCAGAACUGGGACUCAUGCGAACGAAUGCUGAUCACUUGCGUGAGACGAUACAAGGAACGUCCGAAGCCGAGAUCGCAGGCUUCGAUAGAGUUGCUUUCUGGCGUGGCUUCACGCUCGGGGUCGUCGGGACAACACAUCAUGGCAAUGCACCGUUCGUUGUUACGUUCUCGAUAUGCCUUUCUGGAUACACCAGCGCACGCAUCGAACACGAAGGGAGAAGGCGGCGUUUUCUUUCCUUGCGCGGAAGCGGCGCUGAUGAGGCUGUACAACAGAUCUUUCCAUCCGCUGCACCGCAUUCAUCUGAGUGUCCCGAACUAGAUCAUCGGUCUCGAGGACACGCCACCAACAGCUUUCUCGGGCACAUUCACCACUUAGCGAUGCUGCCAACCCCCGGCGCAGACUUGUCGCUCGACGCGUUCUAUGGCCAUGCUAGUUGGAUUCAAGUCGGCGACAGCUUGUACACUCAUGUUGCUCGGCUAGACCUUGCAUCUUCCGACCCUCGCGCCGGCUUGGCCAUGACCGACGGGAAGCCUUCGCUAGCAGGUGAUGAUGUCGCUCCGCGAUGUGAUUGUGGAGCCGAGGCGAAAGCCAGGACAGAUGCCAGAUAUGCCUGUGCAAAGUCUGUGAUAUGGCUCAGUUAUCUUUCUUAAGCUGCACUGCCACCCUCUCGCCAUGUGGGGUAGAACAAGGUUAGCAGUGUCGGAUUUCGGUGACAGUCAUAGGCAAAACCACCAUGUCUGGGUUGAGAGUCGAGAUAAUGGCUAUUCAUAUUCUAGC
Messenger RNA from Fomitopsis serialis, 1145 nucleotides. RefSeq lists its product as uncharacterized. The transcript has 6 exons. The coding region runs from base 383 to 1018 and encodes 211 amino acids. The record is from RefSeq and is a predicted model, not a curated record. NCBI's taxonomy places the organism in Eukaryota, Fungi, Basidiomycota, Agaricomycetes, Polyporales, Fomitopsidaceae.